AAAGCUCUCCUUCAACAGCUUCGAAGCAAUAAUGGCGCCCACCACCAUUGACAGAAAGCGCAAGGCCGUUACUCGGGAUGUUCCUGAAACCUCGGAUGCUGAGUCUGAGGCCGAGUUUGGGGAUGGACUCCUGGAAGGCAUUUUGUCGCAAAGCGAGGAUUCAGACGAUGGAAGUGACGAGGGCUCGGAGGACGAAGAAGAGGAAGACAACGAACUAGACGAAAUUGAGACUCUUAAUAGCGAUGAAAUCCCGUCUGACGAUCUCGAGAGCGAGGGAGAGGAAACGAAUGAUGGUCUGAAGAAGAGCAAUGGCACCAAGGCAAACCUUCUUCCGGAAUUGGUCUCGCCGUCAUCACUAGAGGAAGACAAGCCUAAUUACACAAUCACCACAGAUGCCAAUGGUGGAGAGAGAUAUGUGUACGGUGAGAUAGAUCCGGUGUAUGAUUCGGAUGAUUCAGAUGCACCAGGGACUACCAACACUAUUGGCAACAUCCCCCUUACGUUCUACGAUUCUUACCCACACAUUGGCUAUGAUAUCAAUGGAAAGAAGAUAAUGCGGCCUGCCAAGGGGGAAGCAUUGGAUGCGUUGUUGGACAGCAUUGAUGUCCCCAACGGAUGGACUGGACUUACGGAUCCAGCAACAGGGAAGCCGCUCAAUCUCAGCCAAGAUGAGCUUGAGAUUUUGCGAAGAAUACAAACGAAUGAGCUGCCGGAGGAGGGCUAUGAUCCAUAUCCUGCUACCGUUGAAUAUUUCACUGGAAUUGAGGAGAUCAUGCCUUUAAGUGCUGCGCCUGAACCGAAACGACGCUUCCUUCCUUCAAAGCAUGAAGCCAGGAGAAUAAUGAAGAUUGUGCGAGCCAUACGAGAAGGCAGAAUACUUCCGUAUAGGCCACCUCAAGAGCAAGAGGAACAGGAGGAAGAAAUACACUACGAUAUUUGGCAGGAUGAACAAUCUCGUCCAGACAACAUCAUGAAUGUUCCGGCUCCAAAAAUGCUUCCGCCAGGUUAUGACUUAAGUUAUAACCCACCACCUGAAUACCUCCCUACAAAAGCAGAAAAGCAAACUUGGGAAUCAACCGACCCAGAAGACAGAGAAAGGGAUUACUUACCGACUGGUUACGAUUCCUUGCGGAAAGUCCCAGGCUACGAGAAGUUUGUCAAAGAAAGAUUCGAACGCUCCUUAGACCUGUAUCUUGCACCCCGAGUACGCAAGAAUAGACUCAACAUCGAUCCUGCAUCCUUACUCCCUAAACUUCCUCGGCCUGAAGAGCUCAAACCAUUUCCAACAGUCUGCUCUACCUUAUUCCGUGGUCACGAGGGCCGUGCCAGGAGCUUGGCGAUUGAUCCCUCAGGAAUCUGGCUGGCUAGCGGUGGAGAUGACGGCACUGUCCGUGUCUGGGAGCUGUUGACCGGCAGACAAAUCUGGAGUGCAAAGAUUGGCGAUGGUGAGGCCGUCAACAUUGUCAGAUGGCGACCAGGAAAGGAUGCAGUCAUCCUAUCCGCAGCAGCCGGCGAAGAUAUCUACCUCCUGGUGCCUCCAGUCACAGAUCCAGAAACAGAUGCCUCCAGUCGAGAAUUACUUGAUGCAGGAUUUGGCUAUGCAACGAAUGCUACACAAGCUCUCACAGCGAAUGGAGCCAGGAAAGACCCCGCAGCAAAAUGGACUCGGCCUGGAUCGCGGCUUGAAGAUGAAGGUGUUCUCAUUAAGAUCACCGUCCGAACCACUGUCAAAGUCAUAAGCUGGCAUCGAAGAGGAGACUUCUUUUCAACCGUUUCUCCAACAGCACAAAAGAGCGCUGUUGCAAUCCACACCCUCUCGAAACACCUCACCCAAAUUCCCUUCCGCCGAUUACCUGGCAUACCGCAAACUGUGCAGUUUCACCCUUCGAGGCCCCUUUUCUUCGUUGCUACUCAGCGGACGAUUCGAAGCUAUGACCUUCAAAAGCAGGAACUUGUCAAAAUUAUCCAGCCUGGAGCUCGAUGGAUCUCUUCCUUUGAUAUACAUCCUGGAGGAGAUAAUCUGAUUGUUGGAUCCUACGAUCGACGACUACUCUGGCACGAUCUUGACCUUUCUACACGACCUUAUAAGACUAUGAGAUUCCAUUCGAAAGCUAUUCGUGCGGUGAAAUAUCACAAGGGAGGUUUCCCCCUUUUUGCAGACGCCAGUGACGACGGGAGCCUGCAAAUAUUUCAUGGCAAGGUUGUCAGUGAUAUGAUGGAAAAUGCCACUAUCGUACCAGUCAAAGUACUGAAGGGGCACAAGGUCAAGAGUGCUUUGGGUGUUAUGGACGUAGACUGGCAUCCGAGGGAGCCCUGGCUUGUGAGUGCCGGUGCAGAUGGUACUUGUCGAUUAUGGAUGUGAUAUCUAAAUGUUGUAGCUAUUGCUCAAAGCAUAGGCGUUGAGGGCACAAAAAUACCGGUCAAUGAUACCUGAGAAUGGUUGAAGAUGAAACAGUGCGGUCUUUGUGAAUAUGGAUUUCAACCUGUUUGAGCUCCUGUGCAUACUCACGGUGGGUAUUGUUAAAGAUGAUCGACGCAAAAGCGGGUAAUCGGUAGGAAACGCAGCAGAAUCAAACCUCUGUCGAGUGAGCUGAAAAGCGGUAUGAAUGUUUAGAUGGACCUAGUUAAUUUGGACUUUUUUCUUAGCCAGGAAGGAGAGAAACUCAGACAACUCAGACAUUCCAACGCUGUCGAUUUGUUCCAAGUGAGCACAAUUUCAGUACACGAUAAUCAGAGGGAAAUUUUGUUAGGGAAGUCUUGCGAGUGACCAAUUUGACUUGGGACAUUGGAAGCCAGAACCCUCGCCAUUUGACAGAAAAAGC
Messenger RNA from Hyaloscypha bicolor E, 2822 nucleotides. Its product is annotated as ribosome biogenesis protein erb1. The record is from RefSeq and is a predicted model, not a curated record. Gene Ontology annotation, cellular component: preribosome, large subunit precursor; PeBoW complex. Bases 32 to 2362 code for a protein of 776 amino acids. Gene Ontology annotation, biological process: ribosome biogenesis; maturation of LSU-rRNA from tricistronic rRNA transcript (SSU-rRNA, 5.8S rRNA, LSU-rRNA). Gene Ontology annotation, molecular function: protein binding; ribonucleoprotein complex binding. The transcript is spliced from 2 exons. NCBI's taxonomy places the organism in Eukaryota, Fungi, Ascomycota, Leotiomycetes, Helotiales, Hyaloscyphaceae.